CGUUAGAAGUGAUGUGGAGGUCCCAUAAGUCAUUACGUGCCAGUGGUUUGACAGAUCGGUCCGUAAACUUCCGUAUAGAACCAAACUGGACGUGUAUACCUGUACGUGUAUACCUGUCGGCAUGCCACGUGGCCAGAGAGAACAGAUAUAGGUCCGAUUCCCCUUCACUGUAGGUAUUAUCCUGGGAACGUAACAGAUCGAGCGGAAACCUAGCAGAGAUAAGAUAGACUCGAGCUGACGAUACUUCGGAUAUUACAACUACCAGAAUUAUAACCUUUGUAGUUUUGGAGUAAAAAUAUUCCAAUAAAUAUCAUGGAAUUGUGUGCGAAAAUGUUACUUGGUGUAGUUGGAACUUUGGCCGUCGUUGCUAUGGUUACAGCUAAUGACAUGAACCUGAAAGGUGACGUUCCAGAUGUGCACGUGCUCGUGAUGCAAAGUUCGGAAAAGUGCACGAGAAAAGCUACCAAGCAUGACGUUUUGGUUCUCCAUUACGAGGGAUUCUUUCCGAACGGUACCAGGUUCGAUUCCAGUAUCGACCGACCAGGAGCGAACCCUUUCCAGUUCCAGCUCGGAAUUGGCCAGGUGAUCCAGGGGUGGGAGAGAGGUCUCCUGGACAUGUGUACUGGAGAGAAACGUAAACUUACGGUCCCGGCCUCUCUGGCCUACGGAGAACAGGGUUCAGGUGAACUGAUCCCACCUAACACAGAUUUAAUAUUCGAUAUCGAACUCGUCCAGGUGCAUGAUGGUCCUAAACCACCAAAUGUCUUCAAGAUGAUUGACAUUGACAGUGACAACCUCCUAACGAGAGAUGAGCUUGCGAUGUACCUCGCCCGCCAAUCUCAGAUGCAGGGUGUCCCUAUGGACCUGGCCAAUGUCCAGAACCUUCGAGUACUUGACAACAUCUUCACUGUUGAAGACAAGGAUAAAGAUGGCAGAAUUUCCCACGACGAGUUCACUGGACCAAAGCACGAGGAACUCUGACCUUCAGAACUUUCUUCCAAAGACACUGAACUUGAACAGGACUCUACCUUUUGAAAUGAUAUAAACAUUAACAGGAAGAGUUGAAAGUAACAAGUUAAAGUAAGAAUGUGUAUGUUAUGCAGAAAGAAUGUGUAAAAGUGGUAUGUUUCAAUGAAUGCAAGAUAUGAGGAAGUUUUUUUACUAGUGUGUAUGAUUUUCUAGACUUUAAAUAGGUGUGUAUCUAUGCAGGGAAAUGUAACCCAGAAAAGUGUGAAAUGUAUGAUAAUUUAUUAACAUUCGCCAAAUCUUAGUCCUAGACUGACACUGUGUAUAAGCAUUCAGUCCAAGAUGGAGGACCGAUUCUCCAAAUGGACAUGAGGAACCAACAGUCGCCUGCUUUAAUAUUCUGAUUUCUGAGUCCUUCCUACUAUUUGUACAUUAAGUGCUUUCACCAUGGAGUUACAAAGCAAAGGGGAAGGCUAUAUCAAUCAUGGCUUCAAACCGGUGUUCCAUAAGUGUCAUAGUAAUCGAUAAACAAAUGGCCGUCUCAAGCCUUUCGCCAGGUGUCCAUGGUUACGACUAUCAAAAAAAUAAACAACGAAAAUUUUGAAAGUUCAUCUAUUUAUUGCAUAAUACAUGACAAUGUUAACACGCGAUACGAGGAUGUGAUGACACAUGAGACGAAAUGUGAAAGCAUGAGAUGAGACGUGGGACGAGAGGUGAGAUGAAUUUGUACGAAUGACGAGUGAUAAUAUAUUCAUGCUUGACCGACACAUAAUACAUUAAAACUACAAACAUAAA
Pecten maximus is the source of this 1761-nucleotide messenger RNA. Its product is annotated as FK506-binding protein 2-like. Gene Ontology annotation, molecular function: calcium ion binding; peptidyl-prolyl cis-trans isomerase activity. Lineage: Eukaryota; Metazoa; Mollusca; Bivalvia; Pectinida; Pectinidae. The transcript has 4 exons. The record is from RefSeq and is a predicted model, not a curated record. The coding region runs from base 313 to 981 and encodes 222 amino acids.